AUGUCGAAGGCCAUUACAAUCUACAUGACUAGGAGGUUUCUUGUCUUCGAAUUACAAGAGUGCACCCAACGUCCAGGUGAAUCAAACACUGCUUUUCUGCAGCGUAUAGUUCUUGAAAAGUUGGAAAGUGAACUCUCGCGUACAGUUGAAUUGGCAGAUUCACUAAAAACCACUUCGCUUGGUUUUCUUAAAUGGCAAAAGGAGCAUCCAAUGCACAAGGAACAGUCUCUUCCUGGCUUCGACGACCUCGACGAUGUACAAGACAUGUUACUGGUUUUUGGAACUGUAGUUAUUCUGCGACAAGGAUGGCGCACAAACAGGGUCUCCGUACGAAGCUAUUUCUUGCGGAUUUUCGCUUUUGAUGUAUCACAUAUCUGCAUCAACAGAGAACCGAGUUUUAAAGAUGAACACGGUAGCGAGCUCGUCUCCACUCUAUUCCAAGCAUUUUCACUGCACAACCAAUUCGGCCAUAUAUAA
Haemonchus placei is the source of this 477-nucleotide messenger RNA. The record is from the annotation of a GenBank genome assembly. Lineage: Eukaryota; Metazoa; Nematoda; Chromadorea; Rhabditida; Trichostrongylidae.